This is a messenger RNA of Paramuricea clavata, 1785 nucleotides long. The record is from the annotation of a GenBank genome assembly. Lineage: Eukaryota; Metazoa; Cnidaria; Anthozoa; Malacalcyonacea; Plexauridae.
UACAUACUGUCACAAAUCUUUAGUCUCAAUUGAAAAACUAACGCUAGGGGGAGCUGUGUAGCUCUGCAGGGGGGAAGGACACUUUGAUUGGGGAAGAACCAAGAUGGCUGACUUAACAUAAAAGUUUAUAUUUUUCCGUUAUUUAUUAAAAUUUAUAAAAGUACGUCGUAGAGUAGUAGUCCUGUAAUGUGACCAAGACCGGUUUCUCAAGAAUUCCGUGACAUCUGGGGGCUCAGGCGGGAAACCGGUCAAUUGGCGAAAGUUUUUGGGUGGAAAUUGUAUUGUUUAUUUCAAAACGAAAGUAAACUGUCGACCCGUAUUCGUGGACAAUUUAUACGCCGGAGAGUAAUUGGGAAAUAUGAUUUGUUCCUUGUAAACAUUUUUCUUAUUGUGGACAAGUAUAAUUUGCCAGAGGGCAACCUUAAUCGUUGGUUUUAAAGAGAUUUUGGAUUUAUCGUGUAUAUUAACAUAGAAUCGUGGACAAAUAUUUGCCAGUGGGCAACAUUGAUCGUUGGUUUGGAAGGUGUUUAAUCAUAUUUUGGGCCUUAUCGUGGAUAAUAACAUAGAAUUGUGGAUAAAUAUUGGCCAGUGGGCAACAUUGAUCAUUGGUUUGGAAGGUAUUUGGUCGUAUUUUUGCUUUAUCUUGGAUAAUAACAUAGAAUUGUGGAUAAAUAUUCGCCAGAGGGCAACAUUGUUUGUUGGUUUGGAAGGUAUUUAAUCAUAUUGUACGUGGCUUUAUUGUGGAUAUUGUAGUAUCGCCGACAAUUAUUGGUCAGAGGACAACUUGAUCUGUGUGUGUUGAAAAGACUGUGUAUUUUGACAUUUAAAAUUGAGCAUGGAAAAGCUUAUUGCACUGGGCAAAGAGUUUGGCUUUGAAGGCAAAGAGCUAUUGGCUUUUGUGAAAGAACAACAAGACGAAGAGAAACGGCGAGUCGAUGAAGAGAGAGAGGAGAGACAGCGAGAACGUGAGAGCAAAAAGUUAGAGGCUGAGGAAAGAGAACGUAUACGUUUACGAGAACUGGACGAAAAGGAAAAGGAACGAGAAAUGGGAGAAAGAGAAAAAGAAGCUCAGAGGAGACACGAACUAGCAAUGAAAGAACUGGAAUUACAGAGCGCGAAUGUCGAGGUAAAUAGUGCUAGUAUUAAAUCGGCUGCUAAGUUACCUAAACUACCAACGUUUGUCGAUGGUAAAGAUGACUUGGACAGUUAUCUGCAAAGAUUCGAACGGUUCGCUAAGAACAAUAAUUGGGACCAAUCAACAUGGUCGACUUCGCUUAGUGCAUUGCUUACUGGUAGAGCUUUAGAUGUUUAUUCCAGACUAUCAGAGACAGCCGCAGUUGAUUACAAGCAGCUGAAAGAAGCUUUUGAAAAGGUAUGAACUUACUGAAAGUGGUUUUAGGAUGAGAUUCAGGGAGGGAAAGCCAGAGGAUGGGGAAAGCCCAGAACAGUUUGUGACGAGAUUAAAUAGAUAUCUCACCAGGUGGGUUGAGUUGUCUAAAAUUGAGACGACCUACGAAGGAAUUCGUGACUUGUUCAUUAAAGAGCAGUUUAUACAUUCCUGUCCAGAAGACCUAGCAAUUUAUUUAAGAGAGAGGAAUCUUGAGAAUUUGGAGGAACUGACUAAAACAGCUGAGCAAUUUCUUGUUGCUCAUGAGAAAAAACUAUCCAGUUCGUCAAAACAUCACAACAAAUCGAAGAUGUUGUCGAAGGGAAUGAGUUCGCCUGAUAGCAGUAAGGAAAGCACCCAUGAGAAGAGAAUUCAGUGUUUUAAUUGCAAGGGAUAUG